GCUCUGCCACUACACUGGCUGCAGCUCCGGCUGCCUCGUGGCCAGCAUGCUUUAUAUCGACAGGCUGAUCAAGCGCCACCCGAACUUCGUGGUGGUGAGCCCCCUGAGCUGCCACCGCCUGAUGCUCAUCAGCAUAUCCCUAGCCAUCAAGUUCCACGACGACACCUACUACAGCAACGCGUUCUAUGCCAAG
Molecule: messenger RNA, 193 nt
Organism: Prorocentrum cordatum
Lineage: Eukaryota; Dinophyceae; Prorocentrales; Prorocentraceae
Source: the annotation of a GenBank genome assembly